GCAGCGUACGGACAGGGAGGUGUUUAGAAUCAAUCGUCCUGUCGUGUUUAUCAGAAAGUGAGAGGAAACUUGGUGAAGUCGCAGUUUCUUGUCAGGAGUAUGCAAGACUUUGUAUCAUGGCGAUAGGAAUUGGAAUAAUCGCUUUCAUCUUGGUGCUUGUGGCCAUCGUGACUGUCCCCUUGCUCAAGUUCAUCAGACUGUGGAUCAUCUUUAACAAGUUUCACGGCCCUCCUGCUAUCCCGUUGCUAGGCAACGCUCUUCAGUUCAAGCAGGAUCCUAACGAACUUGUAGAACAAGUCAGUGCUUGGGUGGAGGAGUACCGGACCAAGUCUAAAGGACUCAUGCGAUUAUGGCUCGGUCCUUUCCCCGUUCUUUUUAUCUACAACCCACACGAAGUUGAGCAAAUUCUAAGCAGCAGUCGUCACAUCAAGAAGGGGUUCGUCUACUCGUUCCUGGAGCCAUGGCUUGGCUUGGGCCUUCUUACAAGCACUGGUAAAAAAUGGUUUCAUCGCCGGAAGAUGCUAACCCCAACGUUCCACUUUGCCAUCCUGCACAAUUUCAUUGAGGUUUUCGACGAGCAGAGCAAUACCUUGUGCCAAAAGUUUGGCGAGUGCCCAAAAGCAGGAUCUGGUCAACAUCUGCCCCUUGUCACUCUAUGUGUGCUGGACAUCAUUAGUGAGACUGCUAUGGGCAAGCAACUACAUGCACAAGAUGAGAGCAACAAUGACUAUGUGAAUGCGGUUAUGAGAAUGAGUGAUAUUAUUCAGCAGAGACAGAAGAAGCCAUGGUUUUGGCCAGACCCACUUUUUGACAACACAAAAUCAGGCAAGGAGCAUGCUCAAUGUCUACAAAUACUACAUAAAAUGACAAAUACGCUCAUUGAUGAAAGAUCAAAGGAAGAAAAUCAGAAAGUGGAUAGCAACGACAAUGAUGGCUCGAAGAGAAGAAUCGCCUUCUUAGAUCUUCUGUUAAAGAUGCAGAGAGAUGAUCCAAGUUUUACUAAGAGUGAUAUCCGAGAGGAGGUGGACACAUUCAUGUUUGAGGGUCAUGACACAACAGCAGCGCUGGCUUCCUGGGCCAUGUUUCUUAUCGGACAUCAUACCAGGGUGCAGAAGAAAUUGCACCAGGAACUUGAUAGCGUCUUUGGUGACAGUGAUCGACCAGUGACGGCCGAUGAUCUUCAGAAGCUACCCUACCUGACGUGUGUCCUGAAGGAAACCCUGAGGAUCUUUCCGUCCGUACCCAUCGUAGGACGGGAUCUCCAAGAAGACUGUAUCAUUGAUGGUAAGUUAGCCCCUAGAGGCACGCUUCUCAUCAUCGCCAUAGGAUCUCUUCAUCGAGAUCCCACACAGUUCCCCGAACCGCUCAUGUUUGAUCCGGAUCGGUUUUUGCCGGAGUCUUCUUCAAAGAGACAUCCGUUUUCCUAUGUGCCUUUCUCCGCAGGACCACGGAAUUGUAUCGGUCAGCGAUUUGCUCUGAUGGAAGACAAGGUCUUGUUGGCCAACGUUCUGCGUUGCUUCUCCCUGGAGUCUACCCAGAGUCUCAAAGACACCAUGCCUAUCGCUGAGUUGAUCCUCCGCCCCUCGGAAGGCAUCCACAUGAAGAUCACACGCAGGAAAGGAAUAUCUAACCUUGAUAGCAAACUACUCCAAAGGAAGCAGAACAAUCAGAGAAGUAGACUGGUGACAGUAUAAUAACAUCAAACAAAAUGAGGAAGAUAUGAUUUGUUAAACUUUGUAAUCACUAUAAAUAUAAACACUUCAAAUUGGCUGAAUUGAUAAUGUCACUGUGACAUAGUGACAGAUAACUUUCCUUUGUUUUUACUCACAAAAUGUCUAAGAUGUCAAUUUUCUUAAUAAUUGACUCAGGAGGGUCUUCAUUUUAGAGGACAUGUUUUAAUAUGCUAUCCAUAUUUUGAGUAGUGCUCCAACAGAGAUGUUUUGGAGAAAAAGGGGAAUUGAUGUUUUUUGUACACAAAAACGGGAGAGUUGUCUGUCACUAUAUCACAAUCCACGGACCAAAUUGCCAAUAUGAGAUUUUGUAGAGACUUUGCGAUGGCAUAUUUCAAACAUGCAUAAUUCAUGUCCGAUUUAUUGCAAA
Messenger RNA from Strongylocentrotus purpuratus (purple sea urchin), 2100 nucleotides. Its product is annotated as cytochrome P450 4V2-like. The record is from RefSeq and is a predicted model, not a curated record. NCBI's taxonomy places the organism in Eukaryota, Metazoa, Echinodermata, Echinoidea, Camarodonta, Strongylocentrotidae. Gene Ontology annotation, molecular function: monooxygenase activity; oxidoreductase activity, acting on paired donors, with incorporation or reduction of molecular oxygen; iron ion binding.